AUGAUGUACACCAAGCGCAUGUUACCAUUGCCAUUCGUCUGCGUUAGCUGCACGCGACGCUUGCGUGUGGCUAUCAUAGGCUCUGGGCCGGCCGGCUUCUACACAGCGCAUCGGCUCCUGCAAAAAGUGCAAGAUGCUGUCAUUGACAUGUACGAGCAACUGCCUGUACCUUACGGACUCGUGCGGUUCGGAGUAGCUCCUGACCAUCCCGAGGUCAAGAAUUGCCAGGACACUUUCGAAGAAGUAGCUCAGUCGCCGCGCUUCAACUACAUUGGCAAUGUACGCGUCGGUCACGACAUCGAGCUGGCGAAGCUUAAGCCACACUACGACGCUAUGUUAUUUUCGUACGGCGCAGAUGAGGAUAGGAGACUAGGGGUAUCAGGCGAAGAUCUUGAUGGCGUAUUCUCAGCGAGAGCGUUCGUGGGAUGGUACAAUGGCUUGCCCCAGUUUCAGAACCUGAAGCCGGGCCUGCAGAGUGGAGAGCAUGCUGUAGUCGUCGGGCAGGGGAAUGUAGCGCUGGACGUGGCCCGCAUCCUCCUUGCACCUCUAGACCACCUCAGAAAAACAGACAUCACAGAGCAAGCCAUUCAGACCCUAUCAGAAAGUAAGAUCAAGCAUGUUAGAGUGGUGGGUAGAAGAGGACCACUUCAGGUCGCUUUCACGGUCAAAGAAGCUCGCGAGCUGAUGAAAAUUCCAUCCGUCGCCUUCCACGACAUCGAUCGGUCCUUUUACCCUCCCGAAAUAAAGAAGCUGCCUCGAGUACAGAAGCGUACCGCCGAAGUCCUACUGAAGGGCAGUAUAGCUACACCAGAUGAAGUUGAUCGGUCGUGGGCGCUUGACUUCUUGAGGGCACCUGUUUCAAUGAACGCAGGAGAAGGCCUAACACACAUCUCAUCCAUGACGUUCAGAAAGCAGCAGUUUGUCCCUGGUGCCGACCCACUGGACCCGUCUGCACGGGUACAGCCGACCGAGGACGAUGUUACCAUUCCUGCAUCCCUUGCAUUCCGGUCUGUAGGCUACAAGUCAACUUCUCUGCCCGGUUUGUCGGACCUAGGCAUACCUUUCGACUCGAAGCUAGGCAUCAUACCAAAUGAUGUUCACGGACGGAUCAUCUCGCCUGACGAGGGCCCCGGCAGUCUUACAGCUGGUCACCUUGCAGGCUUGUACUGUGCAGGAUGGGUGAAGCGCGGUCCUACGGGUGUUAUUGCCAGCACAAUGCAGGAUGCUUUCACCUCUGCGGACGUCAUCGCGCAUGACUGGGAGAACAAUGUGCGAUUUCUGAACGGCACGCUCGAAGGCAGCAAGAGCAUACGCCGAGGGUGGGAUGGAGUGAGGGCGGAAGUUGAAGCACGUGGCGUGCGACCGCUCAGUUGGGCCGACUGGAAGAGAAUUGAUCAAGCUGAAAGACUGUGCGGAGAGAAGAAGGGCAAGGUGCGAGAGAAGUUCGCGAGCGUAGAGGACAUGCUCAAAGCUUUGGAUGCUUGA
Boeremia exigua is the source of this 1485-nucleotide messenger RNA. RefSeq names its product NADPH:adrenodoxin oxidoreductase mitochondrial precursor. The record is from RefSeq and is a predicted model, not a curated record. Gene Ontology annotation, biological process: ubiquinone biosynthetic process. Gene Ontology annotation, cellular component: mitochondrion. The coding region runs from base 1 to 1485 and encodes 494 amino acids. The transcript is spliced from 3 exons. Lineage: Eukaryota; Fungi; Ascomycota; Dothideomycetes; Pleosporales; Didymellaceae.